Carya illinoinensis is the source of this 1494-nucleotide messenger RNA. RefSeq names its product very-long-chain (3R)-3-hydroxyacyl-CoA dehydratase PASTICCINO 2A-like. Gene Ontology annotation, molecular function: 3-hydroxyacyl-CoA dehydratase activity. The record is from RefSeq and is a predicted model, not a curated record. Gene Ontology annotation, cellular component: endoplasmic reticulum membrane. Bases 326 to 994 code for a protein of 222 amino acids. Lineage: Eukaryota; Viridiplantae; Streptophyta; Magnoliopsida; Fagales; Juglandaceae. The transcript has 9 exons. Gene Ontology annotation, biological process: sphingolipid biosynthetic process; fatty acid elongation; very long-chain fatty acid biosynthetic process.
GGUCCUCACCAGCAGUCAAAACCUCCGAUGGUCCCCUCUGCGUACGAGAUCGGAAAUCAGUAAUUAUACGGUUGUGGGUUGGGAGUUACGAGAAAAUUAAGACAUUCCCAGGGGCAAGACUCUCUCUUCCUCUCUGUAAUCUCUCUCUCUCAGUCUUUAUCUGUCUUUCUGAUAAUUCUGGUUGAGCUCCUUCGCCUACACCUCUUAAAUUCUUCACCCCCCAUCUGAUCUCCAUUCCUACAUUGUAAUUAAGACAAUAAAAAUCCUGCCUCUCUAUAGACUUUUUAGCCUAAACUACCCUCCUCUCUCUCUCUCUCUCUCUCCAAUGGCUGCUCAGUUUUGGUUGCUCCUCAGACGCCUAUACCUCACUCUUUACAAUUGGACCGUCCUCUUCGGAUGGCUUAAAGUCUUGUACCUUGCGGUCCAGACACUCGGGGAGUCCGGCCAUGAACACGUUUACGACGCCGUCCAACGCCCGCUUCAGCUCGCUCAAACCGCCGCCCUCUUGGAGAUUAUUCAUGUUCUAGUGGGCCUGGUGAGAUCUCCGAUAACAGCAACACUGCCACAGAUUGGUUCCAGGUUGUAUUUGACGUGGGGUAUCUUGUGGAGUUUCCCUCAGACUCAGAGUCACAUACUUGUGACCUCCCUGGUGAUCAGUUGGUCCAUCACCGAGAUUAUUCGGUAUUCUUUCUUUGGGAUGAAGGAGGCGCUUGGUUUUGCACCUUCAUGGCUUUUGUGGCUCAGGUAUAGCUCCUUUUUGUUGUUGUAUCCAACAGGUAUCACUAGUGAAGUUGGUCUAAUAUAUGUUGCCCUGCCUUACAUCAAGGCAUCUGAAAAGUACUGUAUAAGGAUGCCAACCCAGUGGAACUUCGCAUUUGAUUACUUCUAUGCCUCAAUUGUUUGCCUUGGAAUUUAUGUGCCAGGCAGUCCACACAUGUACAGCUAUAUGCUUGGGCAGAGAAAGAGGGCUCUCUCAAAAUCCAAAAGGGAGUAGAAUGGCAGCAAAGUUUUUUAACAUUAUUCUUAUUGUUUAUUUAAACUUUUUUGUGGAAGGGAAAUCUAUUUGCAGGCAUCUGAAAAGUACUGUAUAAGGAUGCCAACCCAGUGGAACUUCGCAUUUGAUUACUUCUAUGCCUCAAUUGUUUGCCUUGGAAUUUAUGUGCCUGGCAUGACUCAGCAUUCUUCUUUGAAAGAUAACACCUCAUUUUUCUAGUUGGUCAGUAUUUUGUUUGGACCUCAAUUGAUAAAAUAGCAUAUGUUGCAGGCAGUCCACACAUGUACAGCUAUAUGCUUGGGCAGAGAAAGAGGGCUCUCUCAAAAUCCAAAAGGGAGUAGAAUGGCAGCAAAGUUUUUUAACAUUAUUCUUAUUGUUUAUUUAAACUUUUUUGUGGAAGGGAAAUCUAUUUUCGAAAAUGGUUUCUUGGCCCUUUUUUUUAUUUUUUAUCUGUAGCAUUAUCAAAUUAAAUAGAUGAAAAUUGCCUAAUGUUGAUUUUA